CUUUGAAUGAGCGUCCUGGGGUUCCCGGGGCGGGGAGAGACGUUUUUGGCGGGGGAGUCGCGGCUCGCAGACGCCGAAACUAAGCAGGGGGGCGGAGUCAGACGCUAGCCGAGUGUCAGAACCUGGGACAAAGAGGGUGUUCGUCGCACCUAAAAAAUGCGGGGGGGAAAAAUGCAAAAACCGUACAGCACUACGCUCCUGGAGGUGCUCCUUCUAAUAGGACACCUACUGUGACAUGGAUUGGUUCUCUGCUGGGGUUUUGGAAAGUUUUGUCAGUUAAAAGCACUCAUUGACAUGUGACGUGCGAAGUGUAACCUAGACGUUAAGAUGUCCGCCCGAUGCUGCAGCGCGCUAAACAGGGAAAUGGAAGAGUGGCGAAAGCACAAUGCCACCCCUUAUGGAAGAGCCUAGAAAGAUAGAAUGACGCUUUGGGGAAAAAAAAGAAGAAGAAAAAAAGCCCUUUGGAAGUGCGGAGACGGACCCUAUAAAUACGGCCGGGAGCUGCGAGCCGCGAGACGGACCGGCGCAGUCGGUUUGAGGUUCUCGUCGGUUUCCCUCGUUUGCGACCGCCAGCGUUUUUUCGCGGAGCUGCUGGUCAUGCGGGUGCUGUCCAGACUGGCGCUGGUGCUGAAGGACGCGCGGACCCAGUCCUUCCUGCGGGACGUCCUGUGCGAGUUCGUGGGCACCGCCCUCUUCCUCUUCGCGGGCCUGGCCUCGGUGGUGCUGUGGCAGGGCGCCCCGGGUUCGGAGGGCGCCCCCGGUCCCGACCCGUCGCCGGUGGCAGCGGCGGCGGGGGGAUGGGGGGGUCCGUCCCCGGCGUUCCUCUCCGCGUGCCUCCCCGACCCGCUCCGCGUCGGCCUCGCCUUCGGGACCGCCCUCGCCCUCGUCUCGCUGUGCCUGGGGCCGGCCACCUCCGGCGGGGUCCACCUCAACCCCGCGGUCACCCUGGCGAUGGUCGUCGGGCUGCGGGCGACGCCCUGGAGGGCCGUCCUGUACGUGGGGGCACAGCUGCUGGGAGCCCUGUGCGCCUGCACCCUUCUGCGGGGGCUCAAACCCACACCCCUCCCGGGUCCGAUGGGUCUGAAUGAGCUGGGCCCGGGUGUGUGCCCUUACCAGGCCCUUUCGGUGGAGGCGGCCGUCACCUUCCUGCUGGUGCUGUGCGUCGCCGUCGCCGCCCGCCCCAAAUCUCCGCUCGGGCGGCUGGGUCCCGCGGCCGUCGGCCUGUCCGUCGUUUUGGGGCACCUGGUAGCGGUGUACUGGGCGGGGCCAUGCGCCGGGGCUGUCCUCGCCGUCGCCGUGCACGACCUGCUGCUCCACCCCCGCUGGGGUUGCCCCGGCGACUGGCUGGCGGAGCUGAGGGAGGUGUUCCUGACCGGCCAGCGCCAGCCGGCCCGGGGUCCGGAGCGGGCGGGGGAGUAGUGCUCCGCGCGGACGGACGGACGGACGGGCGCGUCGAGCCCCGGCCCUCGUGCAGGACAGGGGCCCACAUUAACGCCCGGAGGCGGAGUCACCCCACCGCUCCCACAGAAGGACACGCCUCUUUUCCCACACGCACACGACGCACGCAGACAUGUCAGCUGCGGAUACUGCUGUUCCAACCGCACAGUCCGGGCUCGGUUCCUGUGCUUGGAUGCUCCUCUGUUUCUUCACUCGUUCGGCUCCCUCUUUGCCUUUCUAUAAACAAACAGUCUACACUUCAGUUGGUCACUGUUGGGAAACAUCCUGUAUUUGAUUGGUGUUCCAAUACGCAUCGGGUCAACAACUUUUUUUAAUUAAGGCAAUGUCACGUGAGCACGUAUUCGGUUGAAACACCGAAACGAAGGCUUCAUUCAGUAUUUUACAGAGGUAUGAAAUAUGUGUUGUAUUUUCCUUGUUAUAUUUUCGUUCAGAGAUGACAGUAGUCUGUAGUGGAAAUGGCUUCCACCAUGGUCCAAAGGCAGUCUGUCACGUUGUGCCUCGUACACUCACCUACGUUGAUAAAAAUGCAUUUAUCUCGGUGAAAUUCUCUGAAUCUGGCCUACGUACAGGUUCAAGUGUGGGUGGUGUCAGUACACAAUCCGUUCCAGUCUCCAUGGUGACGGCAUUACAGAAUUAUGGGUGCAGUUCUCCAAAUGGCAGUCUAUCGCCAUUGACGUCGUGACGUUCGUAGAUUCGCAUCAUCAGUUUCCCGCCCACAUCUCCCCACGCACCAAUUAAAUGUGUUCUAUACGGCUAAAAUCCAUGUGUUUUUGUUCCAUAUUUUUUAUACUACAUGUGUAAUCCUUCUGCAGCGUUUUGUGUACUCUACUCUUCUAGAGUCUGUAGAAUGGAAACAUUUCCCGUGUGUUUCCGGCAUAUGUAGGAUGCACGUCUUUUUUUGUUUUGUUUUUUUUGUGUUUUUUUUUUUUUUUUUUUUUGCACCCGUACAAGCUAGAAUUUUGUUGUCUAUGCACACAAAUUAAAAUCUUUGAAUGUAAAAGCCAUCGUUAUCCAGCGGUGUUUUUGCCGGACGGGGUGUGAACGUGGGAAUCCUGGCCUGUUCUUUCCUUCUCUUUUCGGUGUAGCGAUUUGUCCCCGUCUAUUUUUAAUGCUGAGGGGGAGCGGGGGCUAUCUCUGCGAGGGCCAGGGGUGAGAUGGGCUUACACCUUGUUAAUCUCUUCAGUACAGCCCCCUCUGUUACCCUGCUCUCCCUUAUCUGGCACGCUCCAUUUCCUCCUGAACUGCCGGAAUACCGGGCCCAGCGGAAACGGCGGGAAGUCUCCCUGCGAUGUGGGGAAAUUCCGGAAUGUUCUUCUGUCCCAUUUUCAGGAUUCUUUUCUUAUCGGUCUUCAGCAUCGACUCCUCCCUGGGGAUGGAGUCUGUGGAAAAGAAAUGUUUUCAGUUUGAGCUGUGCAUUCCUACACCAUGUAAUAUUGAUAUAAAUUCCUUCUGUGACAAAUGCAUAUUUACAUACACUGUGUGUGGUGCACAAAACAUAUGUAAUAGGAU
Molecule: messenger RNA, 2967 nt
Organism: Anguilla rostrata (American eel)
Lineage: Eukaryota; Metazoa; Chordata; Actinopteri; Anguilliformes; Anguillidae
Product: aquaporin-5
Exons: 4
Coding region: 421-1419 (332 amino acids)
Biological process (GO): renal water transport; hyperosmotic response; carbon dioxide transmembrane transport
Cellular component (GO): membrane
Molecular function (GO): ammonium channel activity; carbon dioxide transmembrane transporter activity; glycerol transmembrane transporter activity
Source: RefSeq, a predicted model, not a curated record